CGUACCCGGUGGAUCUACCUGCUGCCAGCGUAGUGAUCUGCUUCUUUAACGAGGCGUUCUCCGCCCUGCUGCGGACCGUCCACAGCGUGCUGGACGCACGCCGGCCGUCCUGCUGCACGAGAUCAUCCUGGUGGACGACCACAGCGAGCUCGGUACGGCGCCGCCUGCAGGCCGAGGCGCCUUACACUUCUGUGGCUGCUGUGAGCGUUUGUAUUGAUUAG
Molecule: messenger RNA, 221 nt
Organism: Scomber scombrus (Atlantic mackerel)
Lineage: Eukaryota; Metazoa; Chordata; Actinopteri; Scombriformes; Scombridae
Product: polypeptide N-acetylgalactosaminyltransferase 11-like
Biological process (GO): regulation of Notch signaling pathway
Cellular component (GO): Golgi apparatus
Molecular function (GO): Notch binding
Source: RefSeq, a predicted model, not a curated record